AUGGCCCGACACUCCACCAUCGUCGUCGCCCUCGCUCUUGUCGGCCGAGCUGCAUCACGGUUUGAUGGCUUGGCCGAUACCCCACCAAUGGGUUGGCACCUGCUGCUCAGUACCUCCGAACGGGUCGUCAGCCUCGGCCUUCGUGAUCUUGGCUACAACACGGUCGUGCUCGACGACUGUUGGCAGGAUCCUGCCGGCAGAGAUGCCAAGGGAAAGGUCCAGCCCGAUCUGGCCAAGUUCCCUCGCGGCAUGAAGGCCAUUUCCGACGCCCUGCAUGCCCAAAAUCUCAAAUUCGGCAUGUACUCCAGUGCAGGGGAAUUGACCUGCGCUCGAUUCGCGGGAUCGCUGGAUCACGAGAGAGACGACGCGGAUAGCUUCGCCGCCUGGGGCGUUGACUUUCUCAAGUAUGACAAUUGCUUCCAUAUGGGUCGCAUGGGCACGCCGGAAAUUUCGUUCAACCGCUUCAAGGCCAUGUCUGAUGCCUUGAAGGCGUCGGGCCGCGAUAUCGCCUUGAACCUCUGCAAUUGGGGAGAGGAUUACGUGCACACGUGGGGCGCAUCUCUUGCCCAUGCCUGGCGCAUGUCUGACGAUAUUUACGACUCCUUUACGCGGCCCGAUGACCUGUGCAGCUGCGCCUCGGUUGCCGACCCCUUCUGCGUCGCCCCCGGCACGCAGUGUUCCGUGCUCUUCAUCCUGAACAAGGUUGCGCCCUUUGCCGACCGCGCCAUCCCCGGUGGCUGGAAUGACCUUGACAUGCUCGAGGUAGGACAGGGCGGCAUGACGGACGAGGAGUACAAGGCCCACUUCGCCUUGUGGGCGGCUCUCAAGUCUCCGCUGAUGCUCGGCAACGACCUCCGCAUCAUGGACUCCGCGGCCCUCUCCAUCAUCAACAACCCCGCCAUCAUUGCCUUGAGUCAGGACCCCCACGGCCGCGCUGUCUACCGUGUCCGCCGAGACGUCGGCCCCCCACGCGUCCCCGUCGCAGACGAGUAUGCUGCACAGGAGGCCCACAUAUGGAGCGGCCGACUCGCCAACGGCGACCAGGCCGUCAUUUUCCUCAACGCCGCCGGCGCCGAUCUUGACAUGAAGGCCUCCCUCGCCGAAAUUUUCGUCGGCGAUGGACCGGGCGGGUCGGCGCCCCACGUCCGCGUCGGUUGGUCCGUACACGAUCUAUGGGCACACCGCAUGCCCCUCGAGACGGCCGAAGCUCUCAUCGGGGCCAGUGACGACGGCGUCCGUGCCGAUGUCCUCCGCGCCGGAAAUUGGUACAACGCGACGGAAAUACCGUAUGCCCAGGGACUGGCCAACGAAGACCCGCGGCUGUUCGGCGAGAAGAUUGGUGAGGUACAAGCCGGCGGCGUUCUUGAGGUCAAGGUUUUUCAAACACUCUGCGCGGGUUGUUUCGUCUCAGGCGCAUCGCUGUCGAGGGCGAUGGGUUCAAAUCAAAGGCCCACGCGCGAGAGGACCACGAGGGAAAGGAUGAGCUGUGAUCGAAAGGGUGACUGA
Verticillium alfalfae VaMs.102 is the source of this 1506-nucleotide messenger RNA. Its product is annotated as alpha-galactosidase. Gene Ontology annotation, biological process: carbohydrate metabolic process. Lineage: Eukaryota; Fungi; Ascomycota; Sordariomycetes; Glomerellales; Plectosphaerellaceae. The record is from RefSeq and is a predicted model, not a curated record. The transcript is spliced from 4 exons. The coding region runs from base 1 to 1506 and encodes 501 amino acids. Gene Ontology annotation, molecular function: alpha-galactosidase activity.